GACGUAACAGAGCCGUGGGAUGAUCUGCUGAAAGGACGUACGUCGCACAACUUAGCCGAUGCUGAGGGGGAUCCGGUUCUCAUUAAAAGUGACAGGUUUCCUACAUACCACUUCGCCAAUGUGGUAGAUGAUCAUCAUAUGGGGAUCACUCAUGUUCUUCGAGGAGACGAAUGGCAGACCUCCACGCCCAAACAUCUGUUACUGUACAAAUCAUUUGGAUGGGAUCCUCCCCGAUACGCUCACCUCCCUCUCAUUCUCAACAAGGAUGGAACCAAACUUUCUAAACGAGGAGAUGACAUCCAAGUGGAGCACUUUAAGGACGAAGGUUAUUACCCAGAAGCUGUGCUGAACUACGUGACUAAAGUAGGAGGUGGUUUCUCAAGUGACGGAACUACCGGCUACUCCUUGGACGACAUGAUUCAGCAGUUCUCUUUAGAGAAACUACGUCGUAACUCUGGGAGACUGGACCCGGAAUUCCUGGAUGAAGCGAACCGUGUUCAUCUUGGCGCCAAGCUCAGCAGCAGUAGCAGACGGCAGGUUAUAGAAGAUGUCCAGACACUUGUCAAGGCCGGACAUAGUCACAGCUUGGGCGAAGGGGUGUUAAGAGAUCAGAUCCUCAGUUCGGAGUACAUUGGAAACAUCCUGGACUGUGCUUUUGAGGAGGGCAGGAUUGUGAAACCGAAGGAUCUUCUGAAAUCAGACUGGAGAUUUCUAUGGAGUGCUCCGCAGAGGGAGACUGUUCAGGAUUUGAAGAGUGCGUCCAUCGAUGUUGCACACUUGUUGGAGAGUUGCUGUCGCAGGCUGUCUGUGAUUAGUGGCUUUGAUGCUGAUCAGCUCCAGAAGGAGCUGCAGGAGCUGGCGCAAGGUGAAGGUCAUUCUGCUAAACCCGUCAUGCAUAGUCUGAGGCAGGCACUCAGUGGUUUGAAGGAAGGGCCUCGUGUGGUGGACAUGAUGAUGGCACUCGGGAGGGACCACACUGUACUGCGACUGAAACACACACUCCACAUCCUCACACUCACACAUGAAAGCUGUCACUCAUGUGUCACCCAGGUGAUAUCUACUAGGCGCCACAACACACGGUUUCAGGCCAAGUGAAUUCCCAACUGUUGCAAUACGUAAUAUUCCAGCAAUAUCCCGGCGUAGGACACCAGAAAUAGGCUUCGUCCAUUGUAUGC
Messenger RNA from Haliotis rubra (blacklip abalone), 1175 nucleotides. Its product is annotated as probable glutamate--tRNA ligase, mitochondrial. The transcript is spliced from 9 exons. NCBI's taxonomy places the organism in Eukaryota, Metazoa, Mollusca, Gastropoda, Lepetellida, Haliotidae. Gene Ontology annotation, biological process: glutamyl-tRNA aminoacylation. The coding region runs from base 139 to 1095 and encodes 318 amino acids. The record is from RefSeq and is a predicted model, not a curated record. Gene Ontology annotation, molecular function: ATP binding; glutamate-tRNA ligase activity; tRNA binding.